Molecule: messenger RNA, 1129 nt
Organism: Ananas comosus (pineapple)
Lineage: Eukaryota; Viridiplantae; Streptophyta; Magnoliopsida; Poales; Bromeliaceae
Product: protein P21-like
Exons: 2
Coding region: 189-857 (222 amino acids)
Biological process (GO): defense response
Cellular component (GO): extracellular region
Source: RefSeq, a predicted model, not a curated record
UAGUGAUCAUCGAAAUUUCCUCUUCAUCUCAAAACGUCAUCACAAAUUACCCUACGCAACCUCUCCGAAACCUCUUAUGAAUUCCACUCCCCCGGCCCCUUUCCUACUCACAGCACAACACCCCCACAAGGAACAACGACAACAACAACAACAACAACAACAACACACAAAUCUUUUUGCUCCCAGAAAUGGCCGCACAAAACACUCUCCCUCUCCUGCUCCUCGCCCUCCUCCCUCUCGCCGCCGCCUCCACCUUCGACGUCGCCAACAAUUGCUCCUACACCGUCUGGGCCGCCGCCUCCCCCGGCGGCGGGAUCCAGCUCAACCCGGGCCAGUCCUGGUCCUACAACGUGCCUGACGGCACCACCGGCGGCCGCGUCUGGCCUCGCACCGGAUGCACCUUCAACUCCACCGGCAAUGGCCACUGCCAGACCGGCGACUGCGGCGGCGUCCUCGCCUGCACCGGCUCCGGACAGAGCCCCAAUACUCUCACCGAGUAUUCUCUCAACAACCCUGGGGGCCUCGACUACUUUGACAUCUCCCUCGUGGAUGGGUUCAACGUGCCGCUGAGCUUCAAGCCGACGUCGAACGGCUGCACGUCGGGGCCGAGCUGCGCUGCCGACGUAAAUGCGCAGUGCCCGGCAGAGCUGCAGGUGCCCGGGGGGUGCGGCGACCCGUGCACGAUCUUCGGGACGCCGGAGUACUGCUGCCCGUCCCCGAGCAGCUGCAACCCGACGAAGUACUCCAAGUACUUCAAGAGCCAGUGCCCUCAGUCAUUCAGCUAUCCUUACGAUGAUAACAGCGCCACUUUCGCUUGCCCUGGAAACACCAAUUACCAGAUUGUGUUUUGCCCUUAGAUCAGAGAUACUACUAUACGUAUAUUGUACGUAUAUUAUCCGGACCAAGUGAGGCCUCAAAUUUUGUCUAUUGUUUUCGCAGAGCUAUUUUGAGUUGGAUGCAUGGUUAUACUUUUCCCCUUUUGGUUUUUGUGCCUUUUAAUUAGAUGUGUGUUUUUUCUCCACUUUAGCAAAUUGAAGUAUGAAAUGAUCGAUCAUUAGUGUUACAUGACAUGGACGAUAUAUAGCCGGGGAUCAGUUUGCUGUUCUACGAAAUUAUGCCAAUCCAAAAA